Entrophospora candida is the source of this 837-nucleotide messenger RNA. The record is from the annotation of a GenBank genome assembly. Lineage: Eukaryota; Fungi; Glomeromycota; Glomeromycetes; Entrophosporales; Entrophosporaceae.
AUGUCAACUCAUCCUAGGCAACGUUCACAAUCCACCUCUCAUUACUCAACACAUACAGGUUUUCAUUCUCGUAAACAAUUAAUAUUAACAUCCAUAUCAAAUUCUUUAGUUAGUGGUGGUAAUAGUAGUAGUGGUGCCGAUGCAAAGCUGGACAAAUCUCCAAAAGGUUCGAUUGAUGAACCAAUGUUACCAUUAAUUAAUUUAUUAAAUAAACAUAAUGAUUACGUUACCACUAGUAGUUGCUCCGGUAGAAUAGCAGUUUAUUGUGUUGGUGGCGGUAAAUGGUUAUUUGUAUCACACAUCAAGAUUGAAUUUCCAUCAGAAAACAUUAACAAUAAUGUUGACAAUAGAAAGGAAUUAAAUGAAUUUUCAUUAAAUACUGUUUUUGGCAAGGAAUGUGAAAAUGUCAUUUUAUUUAAUAGUAACAAUGUAGAAGAAUAUAAUUCAUUAUUAAUGGAAAAUCAAACCAGUGACAAUAGAUUAAUUUAUUUCAAAUUCGAACCUAUGAUUUUACAUAUAGAGGCACGAACCUUGGAUUCAGCAAAAAACUUGGUCACCUUAGCAAUUAAUGCAGGUUAUCGUGAAUCAGGUUUAUUAACAACAUCAAAACGUCACAUGGUGAUAAUUAAAAGUUCUUUAAAGUUGGAUGUACCAAUUGCUAAUUUUAAUUCAAUAACGAAAAAAAUAAGCACUUUUGUUGAUUCAUCAUAUUUAUAUUUACUUAUUUUGCUUGUGAGACAAAUUGGUUUAAGAAAGUGUGGAGGUACUAUCAGUGAUGGAAAUGAUGGAGAUGUUUCGACUGUUGAUGACGAAAGUCAAGGUUUAGAUAACUCGUAA